Molecule: messenger RNA, 1365 nt
Organism: Papaver somniferum (opium poppy)
Lineage: Eukaryota; Viridiplantae; Streptophyta; Magnoliopsida; Ranunculales; Papaveraceae
Product: cinnamoyl-CoA reductase 1-like
Exons: 6
Coding region: 122-1075 (317 amino acids)
Molecular function (GO): oxidoreductase activity, acting on the CH-OH group of donors, NAD or NADP as acceptor
Source: RefSeq, a predicted model, not a curated record
GCAGAUGAAAAGGGUGCCGUAUAUCAUUUCAAACACUUUCUGUCCAUAGAUCUAGUCAUUCAAGACUUCCCUGUUGCUUUUUCCAUUUACCAGAGUGUGUUUGCGAGUUGGACUAGAAGAGAUGGAGAAACAAAGAAUUUGUGUAACUGGUGCUGGGGGUUUUCUCGCUUCUUGGGUUGUCAAGUUUCUCCUCGCCAAGGGCUACACAGUCCAUGGAACUGUUCGAGACCCAAGUGAUGAAAAGUAUGCUCAUUUGACGAAUUUGGAGAACGCUGCAGAGAACUUGCAGCUCUUCAAGGCUGACUUACUGGACUACAAGAGUCUCUGUGCUGCUAUUGCAGGAUGCACUGGAGUGUUCCAUGUUGCAAGUCCUGUUCCUUCGGGUUCUGUGCCCAAUCCCGAGGUUGAACUGAUUGAGCCAGCUUUGACGGGUACAUGUAAUGUACUUAAAGCAUGCACUGAGGCAAAAAUUAAGAGGGUGGUGGUUGUGUCAUCUGUUGCCGCUGUUAUGAUGAUUCCGAACUGGCCCAAGGGUCAACCCAUGGAUGAGUCAUGUUGGUCGGACAAGGAAUUUUGUAAAAAAAAUGAGCACUUUUAUUGCAUCUCCAAAACAGAAGCAGAAAGCAAGGCUUGGGAAUAUGCAAAGAAGAAUGGUCUCGAUAUGGUAACAGUUUGUCCAUCAAUUAUUAUCGGGCCAAUGUUGCAGUCUUCAAUGAAUGCUAGUAGCUUAUUUCUCAUCAAGCUUUUGAAAGAAGGAAUUGAAGAAAUGGCAAAUAAUCAACGGGGGGCAGUAGAUGUGCGUGAUGUGGCUGAUGCAAUAUUGCUGGCAUAUGAGAAGCCUGAAGCAGAAGGGAGAUAUAUAUGUUCUGCAUAUAGGGUUAGAAUGCAGGAGUUGAUCGAUCAGCUCAAGACUAUGUAUCCCAACUAUAAUUACCCCAAGAAGGUCAAGGAAGGAGAAGACCAACCCACCCUGUGUUGUGAAAAACUGGAGAAGUUGGGAUGGAAAUACAUGACACUAGAAGAAAGCCUCGUUGACUCCGUGAAAAGCUACCAGGAGAAGGGUAUCUUGCACUGAGGUACAUGUGUUUAGCUUUCUAUAUGCGUCCAUUGAAAGGAUUACUCGUGUAGUUUCUCUGUAACAGAAUGUUAUAUGUAAUAAUAAUAAUGUUUUGUACAAACUAAUUCUCUCUUUGAUGUAUUCCUGUUUUCAAGUUUCUGACAAACUAGGUAAACUGGUGCUGCCUUAGUGAUAGAUUCGAGUUGGAUUGAAUGAAUCGACUAUUUGAGGGUAUAACCGUUUUACGUCUGAGUGUAUUACUGGUUAUCUAAAUCUCACUUUGCCAAUAAACAAGGAUGAUUCUUUUC